Molecule: messenger RNA, 1497 nt
Organism: Hippopotamus amphibius kiboko
Lineage: Eukaryota; Metazoa; Chordata; Mammalia; Artiodactyla; Hippopotamidae
Gene: RNF187
Product: ring finger protein 187
Exons: 6
Coding region: 1-1170 (389 amino acids)
Source: RefSeq, a predicted model, not a curated record
AUGGACCCUGUGGGAGUGAAGGGAAGCACCCUUGCAAUCCUGUGUCCGCGCGCCCCUGUAUCCCGCACCCUUGCACGGCUGCAGCCCCUGAGCCCCGCCGCCCUGCUGCGCGCUACUCUCUGUGUCCGGGAAGCCCCGUCGCGCAGGAUUCCCGCGCCAGGCCGGCCUGGAGGGGCUCUGCAGUCACUCUCCAGUGCGCCAUCCCAGCCCGUCGCUUUCGGGUCACGCCCAAGGACCCUCUUCGCGCGCGCCGCAUCUGCGGGGAACCGGCAGGAGAUGGAGACGCUGUCCCUGCUCUCCAUCCCCAUCCGCGCAUUCCCUUCCUCGGCUCUCCGGCCGCGCUUUUCGUGCGUCCCGGUCCCCGGCUUUCCGCCGUGUCUCCGGCCUCGCCCACCCAGCCACCCGUGCGCCUCGGUCCGCGUCCCUGUCUGCGCCCUCCUCGAGGGCCCCGUCGCCGCCGCCCUGGCGCUUCCCGCGGGCCCCGCCGAGGCUGCCUGCGCCCUGUGCCAGCGCGCGCCCCGCGAGCCGGUGCGCGCGGACUGCGGCCAUCGCUUCUGCCGGGCGUGCGUGGUGCGAUUCUGGGCGGAGGAGGACGGGCCCUUCCCGUGUCCCGAGUGCGCCGACGACUGCUGGCAGCGCGCGGUGGAGCCCGGCCGCCCGCCUCUCAGCCGCCGCCUGCUGGCGCUCGAGGAGGCGGCCGCGGCGCCCGCGCGCGACGGCCCGGCCUCUGAGGCCGCGCUGCAGCUGCUGUGCCGCGCCGACGGGGGCCCGCUUUGUGCCGCUUGCCGCAUGGCCGCGGGGCCCGAGCCGCCCGAGUGGGAGCCCCGCUGGAGGAAGGCGCUGCGCGGCAAGGAGAACAAGGGGUCUGUGGAGAUCAUGAGGAAAGAUCUGAAUGAUGCUCGGGACCUGCAUGGCCAGGCUGAGUCCGCCGCUGCUGUGUGGAAGGGACAUGUGAUGGACCGGAGGAAGAAGGCCCUGACUGACUACAAGAAGCUUCGGGCCUUCUUUGCCGAGGAGGAGGGGCGCUUCCUGCAGGAAGCAGAAAAAGAAGAAGGGUCGCUGGACGACGAGGAUGAGGACCCAGCGGAGAGGUUCAGGUCCCUGCUGCAGGCUGUGUCGGAGCUGGAGAGGAGGCAUCGCAACCUGGGCCUCAGUAUGCUGCUCCAGUGAUGUGCUGCUUGCCCAGGCACCAGGCAGAGGAAGCUCAUUCCAUCCCUGGCUUGAAGCAGCUCCUCCAUCCGCUUCUUCUGGACCCCCUGUCAUCCUUCAAGACACCCCCAAUUCUGAAUGUCUUCUCCUAGGUGUAGAAGUGGGCUGCGAACUCUAGGUGCCCUGCCUGCCUUGGGUUGCUGAAGACAGUUCCUCAGAAGAGUGUGUUCCCUUUUCCUCUGGGUGUUCAUGUUUCCAGGCUGUAAACAUUUCACUGUAGAGAUCUGUAUUGGGGGUAAGUUAAACCAAGUGUAUCCUGACUCCAUAAAGCUCUUCUCGCUGCCCCAA